Messenger RNA from Annulohypoxylon maeteangense, 5636 nucleotides. RefSeq names its product P-loop containing nucleoside triphosphate hydrolase protein. Gene Ontology annotation, cellular component: nuclear RNA-directed RNA polymerase complex; nucleus. The record is from RefSeq and is a predicted model, not a curated record. Bases 1 to 5532 code for a protein of 1843 amino acids. The transcript is spliced from 5 exons. Lineage: Eukaryota; Fungi; Ascomycota; Sordariomycetes; Xylariales; Hypoxylaceae. Gene Ontology annotation, biological process: regulatory ncRNA-mediated heterochromatin formation. Gene Ontology annotation, molecular function: helicase activity; zinc ion binding.
AUGACCCAAAACAACACAUCUUCCUUUGGCUCUAGAUUGCCAUACUUCUUCCAACAGGGACAAUCCCUCGUACAAGGAAAUACCGACACCGUUCAGAGUGUAAUCACGGAACUUGCGACAGAAGAAGGUAUUAUCUCUGUCCGAGAGAUGAUAGAUGAGCAUAUCCCUUUUUGCAAGAAUGAUAUGGAACGAAUCAAUCUUUGGAGAGCUUGUAUUCGACCUUUUUUCCAGAUACUAACCGAGCCGCGAGUAGCGCGGUCCGCGAUACUGGAACCACAAACGGGAGCUAUAUAUGCUGUUGUUGUCGGGUUCAAUGCCACUAGGCUUGAGAUUCUUUUCAAUUUUCUGCUUGGACUGGCCGCCAAGUGGAAGGCUCCGUUUAUCCAGGUCGGUGAUGGAUCUAAGGAUCAAUUCUUGGAACUCUGCGUCGCAAUUCUGUUCAGAACAGUUGACUACAAUGUCCAAGGAGUGAACGGAGUAAUUAUGCGGCUAGUUGGUAAACUACGGGAUGUUAUCGAUGGGCUUGACCGUAGCUUUUGGAGUCUACAGGCGACGAAGCGUCUUGACUACAUUCAAACACGUCUCGGUAUGGUGAAGAGUGCUGCCCAAGGCGCUGUCUCAAAUCCUCAUUUGCCUUACCAUGCUACUUUCACACAGUUCAUUGAUCUUCCCGGAGCUCUGUCAAAGCGGGGACCACGCCACGAUAAUGACUUUGAAGAUAUAGGCAAUAUUCGGAUUUUACCAACCAUGUCAGAACUCAUGUCUGACCGGCAAGAUUAUCGACCAAUGCGCGAACUUUCCCAGUUACAUUUACCGGGAAUUCAAGGGUUAAUCGAUCGUCACUUUCGAUUACUUCGAGAAGAUACGGUUGGGCAGUUGAAGGAAGGUAUCAGCCAAGAGCUUCGAGUUCUCGAAAACCCCGGCGAUAAACCUCUAUCUUACGAGAUACAGAACUAUGGUCGCAAGUAUUCGUACAGCAUUGUGGAUGUUGUUGAUACUACGUGUACACGUAGGCGUGGGCUUGAGUUUCAUCUGAGACUCAAACAGCCGCCACCAGCGAGCGAAAUGACACCUGAAGGGCGUGGAGACUGGUGGAACAUGUCGAAGCGCUUGGAGAUCGGCGCUCUCGUUUGUUUCUUGGAAAGAGACACUGCCGUAUUCUGUGCCGUCUCUGAAUCUACCGUCAGACCUAAGAUUGACCCACUCCGUAAACCCACCAGCGGAAUCCGAAAUCGCCCAACUGUCGAAAAGCGCGAUCUACACAGUAAUGCGGAUUUCGCAUACGUCAGCCUAAGCUUAGCCGAACCCAGCGAUACGGAUCUCAGAGUAAUGCUUCGCGCCAUAGGAUCAAAGAAACCUACCCAGAGAUCCUUGGUCGAGUUCCCCGGAGUGUUGGUGCCGUCAUUCAAGCCGACUCUAAGCGCACUUAAACAGAUCUCCAAGACGUUAGAUCUUCCAUUUACUAACCUUCUUGCACCAGCACCAGGUAGUCCGGCUCAAGUUGCCAUUCCGCCUCCUCUGUACACGGCGAAACCCAACUUUGCCUUCAGUUUGAAGUGUCUUACAUCUGAUGGAAGUAACCCACUUUUCGGACCUAAAAACAACUUAAACGCUCGUGAUCUUUCCCGUCGAUCCAGACUAGAUGAGGGGCAGGCUCUAGCUCUUUUGAACGCACUGAAGAGAAGCCUGGCAUUAAUCCAAGGACCGCCGGGCACAGGAAAAAGUUACACUGGUGAGGCAAUUAUCAAAGUUCUUUUGGCGAACAAGAGCACGACAGAAAUUGGGCCUAUCAUCUGCGUCUGUCGCACCAACCACGCCUUAGACCAGCUUCUUGAAAAUCUCUGGCACGGUGGAGUGAAGCAGAUUAUCCGGAUUGGUUCGAGAUCCCAGUCUUCGAUCCUUAAGAAUGUGAACCUACGCAAGGUUGCACAGGAAGUAGAGCGCACCAAAUCCGAGAAAACGGCAUUAUGGAAAUCUGCUACAGCAUUAGAGAAAGCAGAGAAAGCAUUGAAGACAUUCAUAGAAGGGAUACGGACAUCACUAGUCUCCGAAGGGGUAAAGGAGCACAUCAAGACUACGGCGAUUCUAUUCCAUGAGGCGAUAUUUAACACGGAGCCGGGUCAGUGGACUCCAAGUACCACCGAGAAUGAUAACGCCCACUUACGCCGCUGGGUUGACGCGGGUAUGGUAUCAGAGAAUACACCCAGAGCAGUCGAUUUCCUAGUGAAACAAGAUCCCAAUACACUGAGCCAACAGGAACGAUCCGUUCUCGGCAAAAUGUGGGUAUCUGCCAUCGUAUCUGAGUUGGAAGUCGAGUUUAUCUCUCUUCAUCGCGACCAUUGGCAUGCUAAGAAGAGACAUGAGACGGUCCUAAGUGAAGUUGACCUUCGCGUACUUCGAGAUGCCGAUAUAAUCGGCGCGACAACCACGGGUCUGGCCAAGAAUCUGAAGGUAUUUCGAAAACUUGACUCCAAGGUUCUACUUUGCGAGGAAGCGGGUGAAGUUCUCGAGAGCCACAUCUUGACAGCGUUGCUCCCAUCGGUGGAACACGCCAUCCUCAUUGGGGAUCAUCUUCAAUUGCGUCCCCACAUUGAAAACUACGAGCUGUCUGUAGAAAAUCCUCAUGGAGAACAAUACUCGUUAGACGUGUCUCUUUUUGAGAGGCUCGUUAAGCCUUUCCAACCAACCGAUUUGAAACUACCGUUUGAUAUGCUUGGGACACAGAGGCGAAUGCACCCGUCGAUCUCCAACCUGAUCAGAAGCACUAUCUACCACAACUUGAAAGAUUCUGAGCAAGUUAGUGAUUAUCCCGAAGUAUCUGGGGUGAAGAAGCGACUCUACUGGUUCCACCAUGAACAUCCCGAAUCAACAUUUAGUCCAAAUAGCCUGUUGGAUACGUCUCGGACGAACUAUUUCGAGGUUGAGAUGAUUUGCGCUUUCGUAUCUCAUCUUGUACGCCAAGGUGUUUACGGCCAUGACGACAUUGCGGUCAUUACGCCAUAUCUUGGUCAGUUGCAUAGGCUGAGACAUAGGCUUCAAGAAUCGUUUGAAGUUGUGAUGGAAGACGAAGACCUCGAAGACCUGCAGAAAGAAGGUUUCGAGGAGGCUCCUAGUGUCUACAAACAAGACUUAGGAAGCUGCGUACGGCUCGCGACAGUCGAUACCUUCCAGGGAGAAGAGGCGAAGAUCGUUAUCAUUUCCCUGGUACGAAGCAACCCAGAUUGGCAAUGUGGUUUCAUGAAAUCUACGAACAGAAUCAAUGUCACUCUCUCACGAGCUAAGCAUGGGAUGUAUAUAUUCGGAGACUCGAAUACGUACGGUGCAGCCCCUAUGUGGUCACACAUCAUCUCCAUACUAAAAUCGACCGGGAAUCUUGGCACUAGCCUUCCCCUGCAAUGUCCAAGACACAAGGAUACACUUAUCGAGAUAUCAGGCCUUGAAGACUUUGAUCGAUUAUCUCCCGAAGGAGGUUGCGAUGCGCAAUGUCUCCAGACACUCGAGUGUGGCCAUAUGUGCCCCAGUACGUGCCAUGCAGCACAAUUACAUAAGGUCACCAAAUGCCAUGAGCGAUGUUCGUUGUCGAAUAAACCCUGUGGCCACGACUGUUCGAACCGUUGUGGAGAGCCAUGUGAAGAGGAUUGCUCAACAAUACUUGAAGGGAAAAGGCUCCCUCUACCGUGUGGGCACUUCUUGACUUCUCCCCGAUGCUGGCAGACUUUGGUGCCCGAACAAAUUAAAUGCACUCAACGCAGGAAGAUAUCUUUGCCGGGUUGCAAUCAUAGUGUGGAGGUACCUUGCCAUGAGGAUGUCUCCGCCGGAGACAUUAUAUGUCGCGCACGGUGUGAUCAUACUCUCUCAUGUGGUCAUAGAUGUCCAGGUACUUGUAAUACUUGCAUUGUUCGCGAAGGUGGGAGAGUUGUGGAGGAAACUCACCAAGCUUGCAUGAGCAUUUGCGGUAGAAGCUACGGCGCUUGCGGUCAUGUCUGUACACGACCGUGUCAUCCAAAUGAGGAGUGUCCUCCUUGUGAUAUGGAUUGCGAUGUUCAAUGCGAACAUAUGAUCUGCCGCGGGAAAUGUUCUGAGCGAUGCGCUCCUUGCAAGAUGGAUAAAUGCUCGUCCAGAUGUCCCCACAGCCGUUGUACCAUGCCGUGUGCGGCGCCAUGCAAUUGGAUCCCAUGCUCCAGACGUUGCAAGAAGGUCUUACAACCUUGUGGUCAUCAAUGUCCAUCUCUUUGUGGUGAGGUCUGUCCCGAUGAAAAAUAUUGUCAGGUUUGUGCAUCUGAAAAUAUCAAGAGCACUAUGGUGGACAUGAACAACCUCCGAGAGUAUCGUGACGUUGAUUUGGACUCGGACCCUUGCAUCUUCCCAAAUUGCGGCCAUGUGAUGACAGUAUCGAGUAUGGAUAGCCACUUAGGCAUGUCUGACUACUAUGACUGUCUUGAUGAUGGUACGGUCAUCGCUAUCAAGGGUUCAUACAAACCCCUUUCGAGCGUUACCAUCAAAGCUUGCCCGAAAUGCCGAGGAAGUUUGCGGAACAUUUCCCGGUAUGGAAGAUUAGUCCGUCAGGCCUUGCUGGAUGAAUCGACUAGAAGAUUCGUUCGGUGGUCGUAUGCUCAAUCGGUUAUGCUAGAACGACGCCUUCUAGACGAGCAACAACGACUAGAGUACCCGAAUAAUUCCGAGAAGCUUCUUGAAUUCUUUAGCAAAGGAGGCAAGCAUGAAGUGGGCGGCCGUCAGCUUGAGCACAUAAUAGCCAUUGAAAAUUGGAUCAACAAUGGUCGAUAUAAGAAGAUCAUAGCUCUUUUCUUCGAUAUGUUCAAUCGUAUGGAUCAUAUUAGAGACGAAGAAAGGCCAUACAGACGAGUAUUUGACUGCGUCGAGGUUCGCCGUAUCAAAGGCGUAACAAGCCAACCUGAUUUCAAUCCUUCUUGGGUUCAGACUUGUGGUGAGCUUUCAGCCAGGGUCAUACUUUUCCGUUGUUACCUUAUGGUGUUGAGCGACUUCAUAAAGUUGAGAAAUGAUGCGCCAGAGAACGGUGCCACAAUACACUUCUGGUUGGACCAACCACUCGAGAGCUGUGUGAUGUUGAUUAAGUUGGCGCAGGCGACCGGUUAUGUCGUCCAAGAAGCGGAAGGCCACCUCUUCUUUGCGCGACUCAUCGCUCUCAUCCAACAGUUAGCUACAUCCAAGGAACGCGGUGAUCUCGAGGCAGUUGGUUUAUCUAACGCCAUCAUAACCAAGGCCAAAGCCCAUUAUUCAGAAGCGAAGAAUAUCGUAUCUGAGCAUCGAUCGGCCGCAUACCUCGGAAAGGAAUUAGACGGCGUUGGGAAGAUGCUUAAUUGCGGUGUUUUUUAUGGUGGGAUGUCGGCGCAAGAACGGCGCAUCAUCUACAGGGAAACGGCUAAACGAUUCAGCGGAACUGACCCUUGGUACACCUGCGCCCACGGCCACCCAUUUACCGUGGCAGACGGUACGUUUCCUAUGCCUAAGUGCCCGGAAUGUGACGCGCCUGUUGGGAAGAUCGACCCCUAAUUCGAGGUUCGUGUUAAGCACGGCGAGGUCGUUGGUGUUGUCAUAAAUCCCUCUUUCUCGUUAUCGCUUUUAUAAACACGUAAUCGGCUCGCUAUAGACACUUU